AUGCAGCCAUCAGCAUCUGCAUCCGCUCAGCAUCAACAUGUGAUCCCUUAUACCCACAGCGCUGUCGACAAGGGCAAGCGCAGAGCCCUCGACUGUCCCACUCAAGAUCCCCCAAUCAAUGCUUUCGAUCCCGAAGGUGAAGGCGACGGCGACGACGAUGAUGAUGAAUGGUGCCUCAUCUGUCACACAACCCCCAUUGCCGAUCGCACCUUCCUCCCUGCCUGUCUGCACUCUCAGUUCUGCUUCGUCUGCAUCCUGCGCUGGAUCGACAUCAAACGUACCUGUCCGCUGUGUCUGCGUCCCAUCGGGAGUUUUGUCAUCCACAGCGUUCGGUCAGACGGCGAUUUUCUGCGAUACCAUCUUCCUCCUCCACCACCAUCGCCACUCGUCCGAUCAGCACCGACGACGACGAGUGCAUCGAGUAGCCGACGCGAGAUCACGACUCGAGUUCAGCGUGCGCGAUCCACCCGCGCAUCGCACACCGAUCCCUUGCAAACGAACGUUCUCGCGUUCCGAAGGUUCGUCUAUCGAAACAGCCUGUACGCGCACCACAUCGGAUCCAACCCCCGCACCGGCUUCUCCGCAGCUCCCACUCCUGCCAGGAUCAAACACGACACGAGACACGUCGCCGGUGAAAUCGUCGCGAGGAUAUCGACGUUUUUGAGGAGAGAGCUGUCGCUCUUCGAGGGGGUGGAUGUCGAGUUUGUCACGAAAGACCCAGCGCGAGAGUUGUCGUCGCGAAAUGAAAAGGCUCCUAGGUGUGUGCAGCAUGACUGUGCCGACCUCAAAAUAGUGGCAGCAGAGGCGCCCUUUCGUUGUUGA
Pseudozyma hubeiensis SY62 is the source of this 822-nucleotide messenger RNA. RefSeq lists its product as hypothetical. Lineage: Eukaryota; Fungi; Basidiomycota; Ustilaginomycetes; Ustilaginales; Ustilaginaceae. Gene Ontology annotation, molecular function: ubiquitin protein ligase activity. Gene Ontology annotation, biological process: protein polyubiquitination; protein monoubiquitination. The transcript has 2 exons. The record is from RefSeq and is a predicted model, not a curated record. The coding region runs from base 1 to 822 and encodes 273 amino acids.